Molecule: messenger RNA, 687 nt
Organism: Alternaria postmessia
Lineage: Eukaryota; Fungi; Ascomycota; Dothideomycetes; Pleosporales; Pleosporaceae
Exons: 3
Coding region: 1-687 (228 amino acids)
Molecular function (GO): hydrolase activity
Source: RefSeq, a predicted model, not a curated record
AUGAAGUUUUCCGCAGCAGCAGCUCUCUUUGUUGGUCUCGCCGCCGCCGGCCCUGUCGAGAUCGCUGAGCGUCAGAGCUGCCCCAAGGUCUACAUCUUCGGAGCUCGUGAGACUACCCAACCCCAAAGCAAUGGCUACGGUACCGCUGCCGGGCUUGUAAACUCGGUCAAGUCCGCCUACCCUGGUGCGGGCUCCGAAGCCAUCGUGUACCCAGCUUGCGGUGGAGGCUCGUCCUGCGGAGGUGUAUCCUAUGACAACUCCGCUUCUCAAGGAACCGCAGCGGUUGUCAAGGCCGUUACUGCCUACAACCAGAAGUGCCCUAGCACUCAGAUUGUCCUUAUCGGAUACUCUCAGGGAGGUCAAAUUAUGGACAACGCCAUCUGCGGCGGUGCUGGUUCCACUUUGACCGGCAACGCCCUCAAGGCCGUCAAGGCGGCGAUCUUCAUGGGUGACCCACACAACCGCAACGGUCUUCCCUACAACGUCGGUACCUGCAAGGCCCAAGGCUUCGCCGCCCGCCCUGCUGGAUUCACCUGCGCACCUGCCAGCAGCAGCAUCAUCCAGAGCUACUGCGACUCUCAGGACCCAUACUGCUGCAAUGGAAACGACGCCAACCACCACCAGCAGUACGUUAACAUCUACGGCAACCAGGCUCUCACCUUCAUCAAGAGCAAGGUCACUGCUUAA